Symbiodinium sp. CCMP2592 is the source of this 486-nucleotide messenger RNA. The record is from the annotation of a GenBank genome assembly. NCBI's taxonomy places the organism in Eukaryota, Dinophyceae, Suessiales, Symbiodiniaceae.
AUGCUUUUCAAUGUGGGAGACCUCUGCGGCGUCGCCAUCUCCAUCGUGAUUGUGGACCGCAUCGGAAGGGGUGGUAGCUUUGUCAUAGGCUUCUUCCUCCAGGGCAUGCUGCUUGCGAUCGUCGGAAUCUUGGAUGCUCGUGAACCGCAUCAGUACUAUUUUGCAGCGCUCUGUGGCAUGUUGGCUUCAUGUCGGUGCUUUGCGUGGGAGUCAGCGCAGAUGUGGACACUUGAGGCCUUCCCGACAGAUCUGAGAGCUAAGGCCUUUAGCACUGCUGCGGCCGUUAUGCAUUCGAUGUCGGCAUUAUCAUUCAAAGUAUCUGGGCAUCAAGUACAUCGCCUCACAGCUGCAAGCUGCCUGCUCUCCUUGGCUGCAAUGAAGAUCGCGGGCGGCUUCCUGAGCACGGGGUUGAUGCCCAAAGAGACAGCAAGGGAGCCGAUGACCGAGCGGCUGGCUAGUGGCGCAAGAGUCGUCAAACGUUCCUGA